This is a messenger RNA of Ogataea philodendri, 2406 nucleotides long. RefSeq lists its product as uncharacterized. Lineage: Eukaryota; Fungi; Ascomycota; Pichiomycetes; Pichiales; Pichiaceae. Gene Ontology annotation, biological process: tRNA 3'-terminal CCA addition. The transcript is spliced from 3 exons. Gene Ontology annotation, molecular function: ATP:3'-cytidine-cytidine-tRNA adenylyltransferase activity; RNA binding. The record is from RefSeq and is a predicted model, not a curated record. Bases 1 to 2406 code for a protein of 801 amino acids.
AUGAGUAGUUCUAUUGUGCCGCAAAUCCAGCUGAACAAGGUUGAGACCCAGAUAGUUGAUCUGUUGAACGAGUACACGCGGUAUUUCAACUCCACGCGGGUGUCUGACGUGCAGAAGCCGUUGCAACUUCGAAUCACCGGAGGAUGGGUCAGAGACAAGCUGUUGGGCCGAGAGUCGCACGACAUCGACAUUGGAAUCGACCAUUUGUCUGGGGUAGACUUUGUGACGAGCCUUCAGGAGUACAUCCGUCGGGAGAAGGGCGAGAACACCAAUACCAGCAUGUACAAGAUCGAGAAGAACCCGGAGAAGAGUAAGCAUUUGGAGACAUGUACGACGAAACUGUUUGGGUGGUCGAUCGACUUUGUGAACCUGCGGUCGGAGAAGUAUGCAGACAACUCGCGGAUUCCGGAAAUCGAGGUCGGCACGCCCGAGGAGGACGCUUUCCGGCGGGACGCGACGCUGAACUCGCUGUUCUACAACCUAACUACGGGCCAGGUGGAAGAUCUGACGGGCCGGGGGCUACAGGACCUGCAGCAGGGAGUUCUGCGCACGCCGUUGGACCCGGUCAAGACGUUUCUGGACGACCCGUUGCGGUGUUUGCGGCUGAUCAGGUUUGCUGCUACGUACAAGUUCACCAUCGAGGAAAAGACGAUGGACGCGAUGCGGUCGGCGGAUAUCAAGCAGAAACUACGCGAGAAGAUUAGCAGAGAGCGGAUCAACGUCGAGUUCAAGAAGAUCAUCAUGGGCGACCAUCCUGUCUACGGACUGCGUCUGAUUGACGAUGUUGGGUUCUACCAGCUAUUUGACUGUGAGGACGAUGGAUUUGAGACAGGUAAUCAGCUCACCAGAAAGGCUUUAAGCGAGCUGGUGGAAAAGUAUCCACAGAUAGAGACAGCGGUGAAGAACCAGUCGCAGCUGGGACCGCUACUCCAGCAGGUUUACUCGUCGGAGAUCAGCAAACAGUCCCUGUUCCUCAACCUAAUACUGUAUCCAUGGGGAAACGAGACGGUCACCAUCAAGAAGACCACGAUACCGGUUGCAGGCCGUGUUGCACAGACAGCGUUGCGGAUGCAGGUGAAAAUCACCGAUCUGGUGGGGCUGUGCUGCUCGUCGCUGGAGACGUAUAAGAGUACAUUUGGCGGCUGGAAGACGGCGUCGCGGGCCACCGUUGCUAAAACGCUGCUGAUUCCGUACAAAGAAGAAUGGCCAUUGAUGCUGCUGACGUAUCUGGCCGUGGAACUUCUGCAGGGCUCUGGCGAGUCUGCUGUGCGCGACGCGGCCGAGUUUGUCCAGCACGUGGAAAAGGAGAACCUCACACAGGCACAUCUGAUCAAGCUGCUGCUGAACGGCAAAGAGGUGGCCCAACUGGCCAACAAGAAACCAGGCCCCUGGCUCUCUCGAGUGAACGAGAAACUGCUGUCAUGGCAGCUGGAUAACCCGUCCAAGACGAAAACAGACAUGCAACACAACGAAUGGAGUCACACCGUCCUCUCUGUAGUUGAGCAAGACGAUCAUGGCAUCUGGAUCCAUAGACUCACCGGUGAAGAAUUCCCAGUCCUUGAAAGAACCAACAACCUUCUUGACGUAGGCAGUAGCACCUUUCUCGAAAGCCUCAACCUGGUCUGGGGCAUUCUCGGCCAAGUGGGCCUUCACCUUCUUCAUGUAGCCCUUGAUGUAGGUCAAGAAGGAUUUCUUGUCGAACUGGGUCUGUUGCAGUCUGAAGGAGUACACAACGUUGUUGACGGUCUCGACACCGUCCUCAACGUCCUCACCACCGUCCUCAGCAGAAGGGUUGGCACCAAUGUCAAUAUCGGCACCAGACUUCACCUGAACCAUCUGGCAGUCGGCCUCGUAGAUAGCUCCGUCGACUUCCUUGACGUCGUAAGCGUCGGAAAGCAACUCAUCACCAGAAAUCACGUCUUUCAAGGUUUGGAUGUUUUGCUUCAUUCGAUGCGGAUGCACUGGCCCGUGGUUGUAGGGUCCAGAACCAACGCGAGCACGUGGUCCGCCACUUCGUCGGCAGAAAUCUCGCGUCCUUUGAACAAGUCUCUGUUCACAGACUGGCCGAUCUUGGUUUCUGCCACCAAACUGGGCAUUAGUGCGUUGACCCGCACGUUUUUGGGAGCCAGCUCCACAGCCAGGUUUCUGGUGAGCUUGUUGAGUCCUGCUUUGGACGCGCUGUACACAGAUGUUCCUGGAACCGUGUCUGUUGCCAGCACAGACGAGACGUUGAUGAUGCUGGCGUUGGGGAGCCGUGUCAUUGUGCGCGAAAACAACCUGCACAGCACAGCCGGGGAAAGCAGGUUCACGUUCAGAAUGUCCACCACCUGUUCCGACGACGUGGACGGCAGCAGCGAGUUUUGCGAGAUCCCGGCACAGUUGACCAGGAUGUUGAUCUUUUUGUAG